Messenger RNA from Lingula anatina, 1856 nucleotides. RefSeq lists its product as uncharacterized. Gene Ontology annotation, biological process: regulation of DNA-templated transcription. Lineage: Eukaryota; Metazoa; Brachiopoda; Lingulata; Lingulida; Lingulidae. Gene Ontology annotation, molecular function: DNA binding; DNA-binding transcription factor activity, RNA polymerase II-specific. The record is from RefSeq and is a predicted model, not a curated record.
UUUUACAUAGGUGGCUUAAGCAAAGUGCCAAUCAGAGGCAUGUUUGGAAACUGGCAGGUGGCAGGGUGGUGACAUGUUAUAAAAAGGGAAGCCAAUUUUUGGCAGGACACAACAGCUUUGGCAUCUUCAGUGUCAACGUGUCUCUGUGUCACCUUGUGACUUGUACUGUGUCACCAGACUGACAAAUUUGUGUCAAGUUGUGAGUUCUUCUGUGCUGUCAAGCUUAAGUGUCACAGUGUCAGCUAUCACAAACUGCCAAAAAGUGAACUUUGUGUCAACUUUGUGCCACCUGAUGAUGUCAAGUUAUAUAUCCAGCAUGGAGACAAACCUCAACCUGCCAACUGACAGUGAAAUCCAGGCUGUUUUGUCCUUCACGGGCCAGCAUGCAUCACUGUACCACCAAAGUGAUUUGGACCAAGCAAAUGCCAAUCCAACAUACACUGCAGAGAUCCACAGCAUCCACAGUUCCCUUGCCUCAGAAGAUCCAGCCAUUCAAUCUGCCUCUCAGUUACUGCCGGUGUCUACUACAACAAAUCCACUUCCCAGUGGAGAUGAUGGAGAUUAUGCCACAUUAAGGGACGUUCUUCAGGAAGAAAUCAGCUCCUCCCAAGUGCCAUUAAGCCUGCUCAGCGGUGUCGCCAAACAACCCAAAGUUCCCAUCAGUGUGCGAGCGUCAUUCUUGGAUCUACUCUUUAUGAGACUACGACUACGUGCAACAAGCCAAGUACAAGAGCUCCAUACCAUGUAUCUUGAUCAGCAAAGGGAGUUGACACAAGAACGCGAGUUAGCACUCUCCUCUGUAAGUGACCAAGAACUGAGAAAGGCCACAGUCUGCCAUUUUGAUGAAAUCGAGUACAGACUCAUGGAUCGUGUUGAAAAAAGCCUCAAACUUCUAGAACAAUAUAUCACGCAAAAUGAGGACAUCAUCAAUCCUAUGGCUAUUGUUCCAUCAGACACAAACUUCGCCAGGAGCUACGAGAAUCCACUUACCCCUGAAUCACCAGUAGGGGGCACUGGUGUUGCUGUCACUUGUUCAUCAAACUUACAACAUCGUUUGAUAGGCAGUGUGACCCCAGUUCAGCCAUCUUUAGCAUGGACCAUUGACACUUCACCCAUCAUGCCAAUGGACAUUUGCUCUACCAAUGCUAAACCCAGCUCUGAUGCCACAACAAAUCCUCCUCUUGCCAACGCUGAGCCAAAUGACACUCCAUCUGCCACACAUGAUAUGGACAAAGCACAAAAGCCUGUGACUUUCAAGAUGCCUCCAAAGCCAAGAACUGCCUGCUACGACUUCCCUCGUAAAGUUCUGUGGGCGUGGUUGGUGAACAAUCAGUAUGAUCUGUGCCCCACGUCAACCGUCACCUCUGAUCUUGCCACCAAGUCUGGCCUCACUAUCACCCAGGUGGAGAAAUGGUUUCGCAACCAGCGACAAAACAUCAGGUUUGAGACCUUCAGGCUGAUAAGGAAUAAACCAACACUAGAUGGCAGCACAACUCCAACUCCCACCACUACCACCGCCACAUGUCCCAAUACAAGCCACAACAGUGACUCAGCUCCCACUAAGAAAAAGAAACAUGAGCGUCGUCCAAUGCCCUACGAGAGUGAAAUGAACCAUUUGUGGAAAUGGUUGAUGAGAAAUGACUGCAACUUGUAUCCCUCUGAAACAGUGAUUGGAGAGAUAAGCAACAAAAUGGACAUGUCUUCUGAGCGCCUGGUGCAGUGGUUCCGAGCUCAGAGGGAGGGUCUUAAGCGCAAAGCUUCUCCAUAUUUGUCAUGAACUGUUGGUUUAAAAUUUAAACAGUUUGUAAACAGUAAAGAUGGUAUGUGUGGCUACAGCAAUUUUCAACUUUUUCCAA